Plasmodium vivax (malaria parasite P. vivax) is the source of this 1635-nucleotide messenger RNA. RefSeq names its product T-complex protein 1, gamma subunit, putative. Gene Ontology annotation, cellular component: chaperonin-containing T-complex. The coding region runs from base 1 to 1635 and encodes 544 amino acids. Gene Ontology annotation, molecular function: ATP hydrolysis activity; ATP binding; ATP-dependent protein folding chaperone. The transcript is spliced from 2 exons. Gene Ontology annotation, biological process: protein folding. NCBI's taxonomy places the organism in Eukaryota, Apicomplexa, Aconoidasida, Haemosporida, Plasmodiidae. The record is from RefSeq and is a predicted model, not a curated record.
AUGCUGAAGAAUCCAGGCGCAGUGCUCGUGUUCAAGCCGAACACGAAGCGGGAGGAGGGUCGCAAGACCCAGCUGUCGAACAUACAGGCCAGCCGCGCGGUGAGCGAAAUCGUGAAGACGACCCUGGGGCCCAUGGCGAUGCUGAAGAUGAUGCUGGACCCGCUGGGGGGCAUCGUGAUAACGAACGACGGGAACUCCAUCCUGCGGGAAAUUGACGUGGCCCACCCGGCGGCGAAGUCCCUCAUCGAGUUGAGCAGAUCGCAGGAUGAAGAAGUAGGUGACGGCACCACGUCGGUGGUGAUCCUAUCAGGUGAGCUACUCAACAUCGCAGAGUUGUUCCUGAAGCAGAAGAUCCACCCGACGAUUAUAGUGAACUGCUACAUGGAUGCCCUAAACAAGGUGGUGAAGUUUUUAGAAUCCAUAGCCAUCGAGGUAGAUGUGAAUGAUGAAGAGAGUCUCCUUAAAGCAAUCGAUUCGUGUCUCAGCACCAAGUUUGUGAACAGAUAUAAUAAAAUGGUGAGCACCUUAGCGUUAGAAGCAGUCCAGUGUGUAAAGAUAGAAUCCAAUGUGAUGGGGAGGAAAGAAAUCGACAUAAAACGAUUCGCAAAAGUAGAAAAAAUCCCCGGAGGAGACAUCACAGAUAGCUAUGUACUCAAAGGAGUUAUGCUAAACAAAGAUAUCGUUCACCCUAAGAUGAGGAGACGAAUUAAAAACCCAAGGAUCUUGCUCCUCGAUUGUACUUUGGAAUACAAAAAGGCAGAGAGUCAAACCAAUGUAGAGAUACUUAAUGAAGAGACGUGGAAUCAACUCCUCCUACAGGAAGAGAUAGAGGUGAAGAAGUUAUGUGAGCAUAUCAUAAACAGCCAAUGUGAUGUGGUCGUUACGGAGAAGGGGGUAUCCGAUUUGGCACAACAUUUUCUUGUGAAAAGAAAUAUAAGCGUUAUUCGCAGGGUGAGGAAGACCGACUUGAACAGACUUGAACGGAUCAGCGGGGCUACCAUUGUGAGUAGAUGCGAUGAAAUUGUGGAGAGUGACAUCGGAACCAAGUGUGGUCUCUUUGAUGUGAAGAAGAUUGGGGAUGACUACUACGCCCACUUUGUAGAGUGCGAAAAUCCACGGGCGUGCACCAUCCUUCUGAGGGGAUCCACAAAAGAUGUGCUGAACGAAGUCGAGAGGAACCUCCACGACGGAAUGAACGUUGCGAAGAAUAUCAUUAUGGAGGGCAAGCUGCUCUAUGGGGGGGGGUGCACCGAGAUGAGGGUAGGUCAGCACCUUAUCAGCCAGGCCAACCAGUAUGAUGACUCCCGGAAGAGCAUCAUGGAGGCCGUGGGGUCGGCCCUGGAGAUCAUCCCCAAAAUUUUGGCCCAGAACAGCGGGGCGAAUGUGGUGAAGACCAUCAACGAGCUGAGGAUAAGGCACGAAACCCCCGGGGGGGAGAAGUUCGGGGUGAACGGCGUCACCGGGGAGAUCAUCGACGUGUCCACGGAGAACAUCUGGGACCUGCUCGCUGUGAAGAAGCAGAUCUACAAGAGCGCCAUCGAGGCCGCCGCCAUGAUCCUGCGCAUCGACGACGUGGUCAGCGGCAUCGGCAAGGAGGACAAGCUGCAGAAGCCCGUGCAGGGCGAGUUCGACUAG